Messenger RNA from Spodoptera litura, 1218 nucleotides. The record is from RefSeq and is a predicted model, not a curated record. Lineage: Eukaryota; Metazoa; Arthropoda; Insecta; Lepidoptera; Noctuidae.
AUUAUGGGCAUGGCAUCAGCUAGGUCUACAGUUUUGGUUGAUUCAUUCCGCUACAUACCACCUGGUACCAAUGAAAGUUUAUGCCAAAUUUAUGAAUAUCCACCGACAACACCUCAACCGGUGACUACAACUGAACCAACAACUACUCCUGAAUCUACAACUACUCCAGAACCUACAACUACUCCGGUACCUACAACUACUCCAGAACCAACAACUACUUCGGAACCUACAACUACUCCUGAACCUACAACUACUCCGGAUCCUACAACGACUCCGCGACCUAUAACUACUCCGGAACCUACAACUACUCCGGAACCUACAACUACUUCGGAACCUACAACUACUCCGGAAUCUACAACUACUCCGGUACCUACAACUACUCCAGAACCAAUAACUACUUCGGAACCUACAACUACUCCUGAACCUACAACUACUCCGGAUCCUACAACGACUCCGCGACCUAUAACUACUCCGGAACCUACAACUACUCCGGAACCUACAACUAUUUCGGAACCUACAACUACUCCGGAACCUAUAACUACUCCUGAACCUACAACUACUUCGGAACCAACAACUACUCCAGAAUCAACAACUACUCCAGAUCCUACAACGACUCCGCGACCUACAACUGCUUCGGAACCUACAACUACUUCAGAACCUACAACUACUCCUGAACCUACAAUUACUUCGGAACCUACAACUACUCCUGAACCUACAAUUACUUCGAAACCUACAACUACUUCAGAACCUACAACUACUCCUGAACCUACAAUUAAUUCGGAACCUACAACUACUUCAGAACCUACAACUACUCCUGAACCUACAAUUACUCCGGAAUCCACAACUACUCUAAAACCAACAACUAUUUCUGAACCAGAAACUACUGCAAAACUAACCACAACACCGCGGCCAACUACCAUAAUCGAACCAACAGUAACUAGCCCGGAGUCUACGACUGCAAGUGCUUGUGUUAGACCACCUAUUGAUGCGGGAGAUAAUACAUCGUUUUGGAACAAAAUAAUCAUUACGUUUAAUAAUAAUAUAAAUAUUAAUAAUUAUUCACAUUACAAAUAAUUGAUAUAAAAUUUGAAAGUACUUAUUAGUUUUAACAUGUGUUAUGUUUUACGAAUUCGGACGAAAAGGGCUGUAUUACUUCUAUUAGACGCGGAGUUUUUAUACCUCUAAAAUAACUCCAAUAAUAUUUUUGAAAUAUAGAAU